Pelodiscus sinensis (Chinese soft-shelled turtle) is the source of this 3445-nucleotide messenger RNA. It is a transcript of the gene GPR83, whose product is annotated as G protein-coupled receptor 83. Gene Ontology annotation, cellular component: plasma membrane. Gene Ontology annotation, molecular function: neuropeptide Y receptor activity. The record is from RefSeq and is a predicted model, not a curated record. NCBI's taxonomy places the organism in Eukaryota, Metazoa, Chordata, Testudines, Trionychidae. Gene Ontology annotation, biological process: neuropeptide signaling pathway.
CGCAAAAGCAAUUGCUUUUGAACAAAAUCUUGCCAGUCUAGAUGCACCUAAGGUGUUGGGUGUUUUUAAUGAGAGGCUUAACAAUAGCCAGCUAGAAGCCACAUAGUCUUUGAGCUUACAAGGGAAAAACCUUUGAGUACAAUGAACUUGUCUAACUCUUACUUUCUAUUCUGUACCUCCUUACUAGUAGCUAUAGAUAGUCAAUGCAGCGGUGCUGUAAACAAGGGUGAAACUAGCCUAAAAUACAUUUAAAAUUGUACUUCUAAAUUGGACUCUUCUAGAUGCAGCACAGCUGUCAGACAGUGUUGGUUGAUAAACAGAAUUUACAUGAAACUGAUGCUGCUGAGAAGGAAAAAUGCAUGUUCAAGUGAAGAUUUUCUUAUACAGUCCAGAUAUAAUUAUCUCAGAGGAGAAGUGGGCGUCACAGAAUAAAGCCAAGUAAGAGUGUAAUCUUGGACAAAGCGAGCAUGUCAGUGUAGCAGUAAUAUUAAAGCAUCCAAUGGGUAGAGAGUCUUGCUAGCAGCCUGCCUGAGAUGGGAAAUAUAAAAGUGCUAAAAGAGAAGUCUACACUGAGUCUGGCCACAGCACUUGUCUGGAUAACCUGCUGUUGUUUUUGGCUGAUAAUUUCUGCGUUUUGUUCGCAGUCAUGAAGAUUGUGCUAAGGAAAGCGAACUACUUCAGCAAGCCUGCCACUGACUGAAUACACAGUAUUGUUCAUAGAUGAGCUAUUUCUGAAUCUGAAGAAAGAAGCAGCUUUUUAGAAAUGGUUACUCCUUCUAUAUGGCUUUCUCCUCCAUACUUAGCACAUGCCUUUGAGAAAUCAGCAAAGCUGAACACAAGUUUUGAAGGGUCUUUUGAAAUACCCAACAUCUCCAGUUUUUUUCCCUGGAAUAACUACACCCUUGCUGACUGGCAGAGCUUUGUGGGCAGGAGAAGAUAUGGGGCAGAGUCUCAAAAUCUUACGGUGAAAGCCCUGCUCAUUGUGGCAUACUCCUUCAUCAUAGUUUUUUCGCUCUUUGGGAAUGUCUUGGUCUGUCAUGUCAUCGUCAAAAACAAAAGAAUGCACUCCGCUACCAGCCUCUUCAUUGUGAAUCUAGCUGUAGCAGACAUAAUGAUAACACUUCUCAACACUCCCUUUACUUUGGCUCGGUUUGUGAACAGCACGUGGAUAUUCGGAAAGGGGAUGUGUCACAUCAGUAGAUUUGCACAAUACUGUUCCCUCCAUGUCUCAGCUUUGACUCUCACAGCAAUUGCAGUGGACAGACACCAGGUUAUAAUGCAUCCUCUGCAACCGCGCCUAUCCACUGCAAAAGGCAUCGUGUACAUCUCUGUCAUCUGGAUCAUGGCAACGUGUUUCUCUCUCCCACAUGCUAUUUACCAAAAACUCUUCACUUUUGAAUACAGCGAAGAAGUUACCCGAUGCCUGUGUCUCCCAGAUUUCCCUGAACCAGCUGAUCUCUUCUGGAAGUAUCUAGACUUAACAACGUUCAUUUUGCUGUACGUUCUUCCCCUUUUCAUCAUCUCUGCUGUCUACAUGAGAGUGGCCAAGAAACUCUGGCUGCACAAUGCCAUUGGGAAUGUGACCAUGGAGCAGUACUUCGCCCUUCGGAGGAAGAAAAAAAAGACCAUUAAGAUGCUGAUGCUGGUGGUUGUCCUCUUUGGUGUUUGCUGGUUUCCUUUAAACUGCUACGUUGUCCUCCUUUCUAGCCAAACUAUUCAUACCAACAAUGCCCUGUACUUUGCUUUUCAUUGGUUUGCGAUGAGCAGCACCUGUUACAACCCCUUCAUUUACUGCUGGCUCAAUGAACAUUUCAGACUGGAACUGAAGUCUUUGCUUAACGUAUGCAAAAAGCCACGUAGCCUGAGAGAGCACAGGCCUCCAUCCACAGUUCCAUCCUACAGAGCAGCCUGGCCAGAAAACAGCAACUUCAAGAGGUCUCGGGUCACCCAUGUCCUUCCAUCAACCUCUAAUCUCCAAUCAGGAAAGACAGACAUCACUUCAGUUGAACCUGUAGUAGCUGUGAGUUGACUGACAUAAACAAAUGGGUCUUGUGGGAUCUGCACUAGGAUUGCAAUAUAUCUAUAUGGCCUCCAAAGAAGACACUCUUGAAGAUGGGAAAGACUAUCUUUUCUUUGUCAGACUGACUUUGAACUGUUGGCUAGCAAAGAACUCUGUAUGUACACGUAACUUUUAGCUGUAGGUAAUGCUGUCUAGUCCUUUGUCCUAGGAGGUUUGUGUGUGUGUUGUGUAUUGUGAGCUAGAACCAAAGCACUGAAACCAUUAUCAAACUACAUCAAGUCUCAGUGUUGAAAAUGUUAUGUAGUGCACAUGGAAUUGGUAAAGAAGUAAAUUCAUUGUGAUGGCAUUGCUUGAAUCCAGCCCAAUUUAGCAGGGACAGAAAGCUGUUAUCAUGGAUCACAGGCUAAAUGGGCCUUUAAGGCAGCCCAGGCAAAACAUUGCCUAUGAUCUAGCAGCCACCCCGAGCUGACAGAGAUAUGGUAACGUAGGCCUUGUCUAUGCUGGCACAUUUUGUCAACAAAAACAGCCUUUUGGUGGCAUAACAGUGAGAGCAUUUACACUGCGAUGCGACUUUUGUCAGGAAAAACACUCACUUUUGGUGACAAACUUCCGGUCCUGCAAGAGACUUUUUUUUUCUUUUCACCUCUCUUUGUGACAAAGAGCAAGUGUGGAGUCUGCUGUUUGUUUUGUCCAGGGAACUGGCUUCUGCCAGCAUCCCACAAUGCCUGCCCUGAUGGCUGUACUCAGUGUUUUGUGAUCUCUGCUGCCCUGCAAGCAUGCACCUCUCCCCUCUCAAAGCUUCCAAGAAGCAUCUGACAGUUGAGUGAGCUGCUUGGUUUGCGGAACAAAGAAAGAACAAAUCAUUGGAAUGCUCCUGUUCUGCCUGCGAGGAACACAGCAGCAGGCACACUGCUACUGCCGUGGAAGGACUGGUGAGAUUGCUGUGCUACUUUGACAUUCCUCAGCACAGAGAGCUCUCAGAGUUGCUCAUGAUGCUGCUCUUCAUAGCUGAGGAGGCUGUGGGAGAACUCGGAAGGAAUCCCAAGAAGCACAGAGAUCAGCUCUGCCUUCCCCCAAAAUUGCAUUGUGGGAUGCUUACCCACAUUGCUUUGCCCUAUCUGUCAGUAGGGGAGUUAAUAAUGUGGCUAUGAAAUGUCAACAAUGGGAGGCAGAAAAAUCGUUUUGACUGGUUUUCACUUUUGGUGACUCUUGCAUGUUGACAGCACUUUUAUCACCAGACCUUUCUGCACUGGUGGGCCACAUCUAGAGUAUUGUGUCCAGUUCUGGGGCCCCCACUACAGAAACAAUGUUGAUGUAUUGGAGAGCGUCCAGUGGAGGGCAACCAAAAUGAUUAGUGGUCUGAAGCACAUGACCUAUGAGGAGAGGCUGAGGGAUUUGGGUUUGUUUAGUCUGCAGAAGCGAAGA